This is a messenger RNA of Hippocampus zosterae (dwarf seahorse), 2857 nucleotides long. It is a transcript of the gene csnk1g1, whose product is annotated as casein kinase 1, gamma 1. The record is from RefSeq and is a predicted model, not a curated record. Lineage: Eukaryota; Metazoa; Chordata; Actinopteri; Syngnathiformes; Syngnathidae. Gene Ontology annotation, molecular function: ATP binding; protein serine/threonine kinase activity. The transcript has 14 exons. Gene Ontology annotation, cellular component: plasma membrane; cytoplasm; nucleus. Gene Ontology annotation, biological process: endocytosis; peptidyl-serine phosphorylation; signal transduction. Bases 436 to 1845 code for a protein of 469 amino acids.
CGGUGCCGUUUUUCUACAUCCGGUGUGUUCAAACCUCUCACCAGCCAGCAGUGAGCGAAGGCGGACUACUGAAGAAUAAUGGGGAGGACUGCCACUCUGCUGCUAACAUAAAAUUUCACCACCAACAAGUAACACCAAGAGCCUUGAGUCAAGACUCACUCUAACAUCGCGAGCCCAGCAGCAACACCCCUUGCAGCGCGUGCCCUUUUCAUCCGGAUAUAUUGCGACCAAGGUUUUUCAUCAGUCUUCCCUCCCCUGACCGAUGUUGAGGCCAGAGUGAGGACAGAAGCGUGUCCAAACCAGCGUUUAUCUCAUGAGUGUGUGUGUGCCAUCACGGCACUGCCAUUGACUAGGGCCGUGGCCGCGGUGGGCCCGCCCCAAGGGGGCCUUUGUACACAUCACACCAGGCCCUCGUUGAACUGUGCUGCUCACGCCAUGGAUCCACAGAGGGACAAAUAUGGCGAGCGGCCUGCCAGGAGUACCAAAGUUUCCCAGGGAAGUCGCAGUGGACACGCGUCCCGGCCGUCGGGCUCCUCGAGCUCCUCUGGGGUUCUCAUGGUGGGCCCAAAUUUUCGUGUUGGCAAAAAGAUUGGCUGUGGAAACUUUGGUGAAUUGAAGCUAGGUAAAAAUCUCUACACCAAUGAAUAUGUAGCGAUUAAACUGGAACCCGUAAAGUCAAGGGCACCGCAGUUGCAUUUAGAGUACCGGUUCUACAAAACGCUGGGAACUACAGCCGAAGGUGUGCCACAAGUGUUUUACUUUGGACCCUGUGGGAAAUACAAUGCCAUGGUUCUGGAGCUCUUGGGCCCAAGUCUGGAGGACUUAUUUGACCUAUGUGACAGGACCUUUUCAUUGAAGACUGUCCUAAUGAUCGCAAUUCAGUUGAUAUCUCGAAUGGAGUAUGUGCAUUCUAAAAACCUCAUCUAUAGAGAUGUAAAACCUGAAAAUUUUCUCAUUGGACGGCAAGGGAAUAAAAAGGAGCACAUUAUCCACAUUAUUGACUUCGGCUUGGCCAAAGAAUACAUCGACCCCGAGACCAAAAAACACAUUCCAUACCGGGAGCAUAAGAGCUUGACUGGCACCGCCCGCUACAUGUCCAUCAACACGCAUUUAGGCAAAGAGCAAAGCCGACGAGAUGACCUGGAAGCCUUAGGUCACAUGUUCAUGUAUUUCCUCCGUGGGAGUUUGCCGUGGCAAGGACUCAAGGCUGACACACUGAAAGAGCGAUACCAAAAGAUUGGAGACACUAAACGAAACACUCCCAUCGAGGUCCUGUGUGAGAACUUUCCAGAGGAGAUGGCCACCUACCUGCGAUAUGUAAGACGGCUAGACUUCUUUGAAAAGCCAGACUAUGAAUAUUUGAGGACUUUAUUCACUGAAUUGUUUGAGCGCAAAGGAUACACCUUCGACUACACGUACGACUGGGUUGGCAGGCAGAUUCCCACGCCAGUGGGAUAUGUCCAUAUAGACUCUGGGGCGUCUGCAGUCACGAGAGAGAGCCAUCCCCACAGAGACCGGACCUCUGCACACCCACCAAUAAGAAAUCAGACGGCAGUCUCUGAUCGACGAGGAGCAUGGGAGGUGCAGCCCUCUCGCCAAGCAAACUCCUCCUACCUGACCUCUCACCUAGCAGCGGACAGGCACGGGGGCUCAGUGCAGGUGGUCAGCUCAACCAACGGGGAGCUGAAUGCCGACGAUCCGCUUGGAGCUCAUUCCAAUGCGCCGAUCACCGCCCAGGCAGAGGUGGAAGUGGUCGACGAGGCCAACUGCGUGAAAAUGCUCAACCUGUGGUGCUGCUGCUUCUUCAAGCGAAAACGGAAGAAGAACACACCGCGACACAAAUGAUGGUCUACGGGCAGUUCAGUUGAUUGUGCUGUCAGAAAUCAGUGAGGUUCCAUUCAGAAUGCAAGCGCAGGGAAAGGAGAGCCCACCAUGGCGCCGUUUUCUGAAAGGACCAGCGAAAUGUUUUUGGCACACUUUGCUCAGUUGCUGGGAAUCCCCCCCCCCCCCCCAUACAGGAUUUGCGGGAUAACAUUGUGUUGAAAGCGUAAUUUUGCUCCAGGUGCGUUUUUCUCCUUUCUGCAUCUUGUUUCCCCCUCCUCCUCCUCCUGUCAUUUAUGAUUGAUCGUUAGACUCGCUGAAUCAUAUUUCAUUUCCCCGUCACUAACUCUUUUUGAUGAAAAAUCCCAUUGUGGGUAUUCCUGACGUGGGACUGAAUGUAAAGCAUGACACAUGAGGAGCCAAGAGCAUAAAUCGCUUGCAUUAGCUCCUGCACUUUCUGCCUCCAAAUAAGUGAGCCGUGGGAGCGGAGAGCACAGGACACCAGACGCGCGCGCACACACACACCCUCCUCCUGCACUGUGCUCUCAGAGAAGGAUCUCUGCUCCGGCUCCGAGAUCAAGUGCCCCUCUCGACACACUACAACCCUCCGGACUCUUGCCCUGUUUUGUGAACGCUCUGAGUUGGGCUGGAAAGAAGAAACUAUUUAUGAUAUUUAUCUCUUGGUUGCCACCAGUUUUCUUACUAAUUCUCCCAACAUACACGCUGAAUGUAUGAACCGAAAAGUACGUGAAUUCGGAGCAUUUAUGUCGUUUGUCCUGUGCAUGGGAAGGGAAGAGCGCAACGUUUCAAGGUGAGACCAAAACUAUGGUGGAGAGGCCGUGUGAUGUUCUUGAGAUGGGAUGUGAUGGACUCUGCACCAGUAGUUGCUUUGGAGCUCCUCAACACUACUGUUCUCUGCCUUAACCCCAAACAACCGCCUCACUUGACUGGUGUUUAAAAAAAAAAAAAGGCAUCCUGAUCUGAUCGUUGUUAUAUUUGCAGCAGUUUGAGGGGUUAAGUGAUUUAUAUAUAUUUU